AUGGUCUCUAUGGUGGACCAUAAUGAUAUGGCCAUGGACUCAAUCGUGCCUAAACAUGAACCUGGACCUGAUGGUUCCAUCAGUUCAACUGUGUCGACACCCGAUCCAGAAGCUGAACCCUUGACUCAAGACGCCGCGCAGACACAAAAGAGGAAGGGAGGCAGAAAACCUAUAUACGCCACCUCUGAAGAGAGAAAGCAACGCAACAGGCAGGCCCAGGCGGCCUUCCGAGAACGAAGGACGGAGUAUAUCCGCCAGCUAGAGACCACCAUCAAACGCAAUGAAGAAUCCCUGCAGAGUUUGCAGCAGAGUCACCGCAGUGCCGCUGACGAAUGUCUAAUGCUCCGAUAUAAAAACUCCCUGUUGGAGCGGAUCCUCCUUGAAAAAGGUAUCGAUGUACAGGCUGAACUACGCCUGAAAACUGGGGCGCCGGGCGCUCCUCCCAAGGCAAACCCUAUGCCCCCAAAGGCAGCCCCCAGCGGGGCAGGGGUCCGCCCAAACCAACGACACCCCACCGGCAUCGCCUCGAAGCCCGAGGCAUUCGGCAUGUCACAGCGGGAAGGCGUAUACGGCAUCCCAUCGCCACAGUUUCAAGCAACCCCUACCUCCCACGUCUCCUCGCCCUCGCACGCGAAGUCCCCCGGCUUCGGUUUCCAGGGCGCCAUGUCACCCGUCGAGGGACGGCCCCAACUCCUCCCGCAACCUCGGACUUUCAGUCAGACUUCGCCGCCGGCAAUCAGCAUGCCACAGACCGAUCCAUCAGACUCCAAGCCCCAAUCCCGUGGUGCGGGAAUGGGACCUCGCGGUGCGCGGGUCGCAGCGGCUGCUUACUAUCCUUCUCCAUUCCAGAAACAUUACGAUCAACUUGAACAAGAGUACGAUGCCCAGGCCGAUAUGGUUGACGAAGAUCACGAUGGCUCAUCUUAUGUCCCUGGAUUCACCCCGCAGUCCGUCGCCUCGGGCUCCCACAAUAUGUCCGGUUUCAACCAACAACCGGGCGAUGGCACGCCCACCGAUUUCGGAAAUACAAACCAGCUCCUCGGUCAGUAUGAACCGAUGCUGGAUACAGAUCCGUUCGGGUUAAGUGCUAGCAUGCACUUCCCUACCCCGUUCAACUACGAGCACAACUCGAGGCAAUGA
Molecule: messenger RNA, 1140 nt
Organism: Penicillium vulpinum
Lineage: Eukaryota; Fungi; Ascomycota; Eurotiomycetes; Eurotiales; Aspergillaceae
Product: bZIP transcription factor
Exons: 4
Coding region: 1-1140 (379 amino acids)
Cellular component (GO): RNA polymerase II transcription regulator complex
Molecular function (GO): transcription cis-regulatory region binding; DNA-binding transcription activator activity, RNA polymerase II-specific
Source: RefSeq, a predicted model, not a curated record